Molecule: messenger RNA, 3120 nt
Organism: Ectocarpus siliculosus
Lineage: Eukaryota; Phaeophyceae; Ectocarpales; Ectocarpaceae
Source: the annotation of a GenBank genome assembly
AUGUUGGUGGAGCCAAUGGGGAAGGACAGCUUCAAGCAGAUCGAGGAGGAGGUUGACUCGGACCCGAUCAAGAAGUCUGUCAGCAAGAUGACUCCAGGGGUGGCUAAGGCCGUGUUGACGGGCGUCAUCCCGAUCGCCUCUGCGGUCGGUUACCUGGCCAUGCCCGGCGGCGUUGCUGUUUCAGCCAUCGGGGCCGUGGCUUCCGGUGUCGGGGGAAACUUGGCGAGGAAGAAGCUGAAGCAGGCCAGGCAGGACUCGGCCCCUGCACAGGUGGCCGGGUUGCUGGAUGCCAAGGGCGUGGGGAACAUCACCCCGCUGGAGAUCAUGGAGUCCUUGGGCAGCUUCGGACUGGAAGGGGAGGCGGCGGAGGACAUCCUUAUCCAGAUCUUCUCCAAGUACGUGGUGGCCAUGUGCCAGAACUCAGCGACGAAGACGAGCGAGAUCAAGGAGCUCAGCGAGCUCAGGGAGACCCUCGGGUUGGACGGGCUCCUCAUGGGAGAGGCGCUUUACCAGGCAGCAUCGCCAGUGUACAGUCAGUUCGUGAUGAGGACCCCCUCCGCCGAGCUGGCAGACGAGUGGUCCCCCAACCGCCGGGCCUUGGACAAGUUCAUCUUCCUCUGCGACCGCAUGUUCGAGGUGUGCGACACCGAGGAGGCGUACUCUUUCGAGAUGAGCCGCAUCAGCAAGAUGUUCGACCUCAACCUCGGUGAGGUGAAGGAGCGCUGCGCAGCCAUCGCCAACCCCUUCUACCAGAAAGCGCUCGGCUCGGCCGCCGCGAAGUGGGAGUCGGUCAAGGCUGACCAGCUCAAGAGGGCCCGCCAGACGCUGGGGAUGGACGAGGAGGUGGCCCACGAGAUGCACAAGGAGGUUUACAGGUCGGAGGCUCUCAAGCUUGUCAAGAAGGACGGAGAGGCCCGCGACAUGAAGCUCGACAGGGCGGACAAAGCCAGGCUCGGCAAACUCGCCGCGGCGUUCGAGCUCUCCGAGGAAGACGCCACUGCGGAGUACGAAUCGGUGGUGAACCCCAUUUACGAGGAGCUGGUGGUGGAGUGCCUCGGCAAGAUCAUGAACGAACCGGAGACCUCCAAGCCGGACCUCGCCCGGACGUACGGGGAGCUGAUGAUGUUCUCCGCGAACACGGGUCUUCGUUCGGAAAGGGCGGAGGAAUCUCUCCGCAACAUCAUGACGGCCAGCGUGCAGUACAUGUUCGAAGACGCUGCUCAGUACGUCCGUGUGGCCAACCAGAAGGAGGGCGCUAAGGCCGCUCGCGGCAUGGCAGCGUUCGUGCAGUCGACCUUGGACAUGGUCUCCAUCAACGUGACUGACGAUGAGACGGGGGAGAAGACUUACAACUUGGUCAUCGGGGGGUCCGUUAUUUCUGGAGAAUCGUACAGCGAUGCCCCUGGACUGUACGAGAUGUUCCUCAGCUCAUGCUUCGCCCAAUCUGCGAUGGAGGAAGGCGACACCGAGACGAUCGCGCUCCUGGCCAAGCUGCUCGAAAUCGACGAGCUGCGACAGGUCAAGGCGUACCGUGAUGCGGCGGGGCCCCGCGUGCUCCGCCAGCUGACGGAGAGCGUUCAGUCUGGCCUCGAGACGGGCGUUUUCCCUCAGGAGGCCAAGGACGCCAACGAGGCCCUCAUCGAGAGCUUCAAGAUCCCGUACGUGGUGAUCGCGGAGCAAGCGAAGGACCUGUACAAGAAGACCCUCACCGCCUACGCCGGCGGCAACCGCAUCAUCACGGUGGACGAGAAGGACAGCCUCGACAAGAUGGCCGAGUUCCUGUCCAUGGACUCCUCUGCGGUCGAUGAGAUCCACGCUGAGAUGUGCUCCACCACGUUCCAGAAGGCAGUGGCCGAGUCCAUGGGAGCCACCGGCGUCGUCGCCAAGGAGUACCGCUCCAAGCUCGACGAGUUGGCCGUGCGCCUGGGGCUCUCCCUUGAGUCCGCCAAGCUCAUGUUCCACGCCGCCAUCCGGCAGAGAAUGGGCCCGAUGAUGCAGCAGAUCAUGUACGAGUUCGAGCGCAGCGUGUUGAGCAAGGACCAGCUGGCGCAGAAAACUGGCAAGGACAUGGGAGAUGACGUCAUGGGAGCAGAGGGAACCUUGGGUAUCGAGGGGGGUGCGGCCGUAACCUCGGACGUGCUAGCCUUGAUCGACUUCUACGUGGACAACGGCAUCAUCGAGGAGGGAGAGGACGGAGCGGAGGACGUCUAUCCCGUCACGGCCAAACAGAUCGGCGGCAACAGCGACGAGAUGGUGGCGGCGCUGUACCAGAACUUCGUGGUGAACGGCUUCAGCGUGGAGGGGGAGCAGCUCAAGCGCUACGAGCAGGGGCAGAGCAAGCUGGCGGGCAUCCUAGGCCUCGAGGCGGAUGUGAAGAUGAAGAUCCACCGAGAGAUCGGCGGCACCGUGAUCAGGCGCUUUGUGAACCAGGAACUCGCCAAGCAGGGCAAGAUGAGCGCUCAGGGGGUCGCGUUCUUGGCCAACAUCAACUCCAGGCUCAAGAUGCCCCAAGAAAUGUUCGAGUCGAUGGUGUCGGACUGCAAGCAGGACUACGUCCGCAGGAUGGCGGACGAGCUCUUCAGAGUCAGCGUGCUUUCCGCUAAGGAGUGCAAGAGGCUGAGGACUAUCACCGAGAACUGCGGGUUUACCCUCGAGAACGAGGGGCAGCUGGGCCUGUCGGCGCGCAAGAACAUCUUCCAGAUCGAGGCGGAGGACAUGAUCGAGAACGGGGACAUGGAGGGGGACGACGGCAAGGACUUCGUAGAAGAGUUGCAGGAGUCUUUGGGCCUGACGACGGAGGACGCGCAAGACGCCCUGGUGGCGCUGCUGGAGAGCAGGUCUAAGGGCAUCCUCGAGAACGUCAAGGCUGACGCCAUCGAGAGGAGAGACGCGAACAUCCUCAAGGCCGCAGAGCGCCUUCUCAAGUACUGCCGACUGGCCGGAGGCAUGGCGGUGGAGAACGACCUCGACCAGCGGCAGCGUAACGUCAUCGUCAACGCUUACGAGGCCAAGCACGCGGGUUCCAUCGAGGAAGGGUCGGAGGGGGAGGCGGAGGAGCGAGCGAAGGUCGCAGCCGACUUGGAUUUGUUGAAGAUUGCCAUCGGAUUCACGUCAGAAUAG